Messenger RNA from Suncus etruscus (white-toothed pygmy shrew), 2073 nucleotides. It is a transcript of the gene DAGLB, whose product is annotated as diacylglycerol lipase beta. The transcript has 15 exons. The record is from RefSeq and is a predicted model, not a curated record. NCBI's taxonomy places the organism in Eukaryota, Metazoa, Chordata, Mammalia, Eulipotyphla, Soricidae. Gene Ontology annotation, biological process: lipid metabolic process. Bases 45 to 2060 code for a protein of 671 amino acids.
UUCGGCCGCGGGAGCGGCGCUGCUCAGGUUCUGGGACCUUCGCCAUGCCGGGGAUGAUGCUGUUCGGCCGGCGCUGGGCCAUCGCCAGCGACGACUUGGUCUUCCCGGGAUUCUGCGAGUUGCUCCUACGGGUGCUGUGGUGGGUUGGCAUUCUGGCCCUCUACGUGGUCCACCGAGGGCAGCUGGACUGUGUGGGCGGCGGCCUCCUCACCAGCUACCUCGUCGUGCUUCUGGUGCUCCUGGCCGUGGUCAUUGGUAAUCUGCUGGCUAUCGUGAGCGUCAGCAUGAGAGGGACCAUCUGUAACCCACGCCCCCGCAUGGCCAUGCCCAAGCUGCUCUACUUCCGCCUGGCACUCUUUGUGCCCGAGAUGGUCUGGGCAGCUCUGGGGGCAGCCUGGGUGGCCAACAACGUGCAUUGUGACCGGACGGUGGUCGGCGGCAUCCUCGCCACAGUAGUGGUCAGCUGGAUCAUCAUCGCCAUCACCAUCAUGAUCAUUGUCAUCGCCUUUGACCCGCUGGGAGGCAAAUCAGUUGCCCACUCUUCAGUCAGCCCCAGCAAUCUGGACAGCCAUGAAGCCAACCAGGUGCUCAUGGGGCUCAAGACAGCCGCGGCCAGUGUGUGGGAGAGGAGGAUGAAGUUACUGUGCUGCUGUGUAGGCCAUGAUGACCAUGUGCGGGGAGCCUUCACCAGCACGGGAGAGCUGCUGUCCACCUUCUUCUCUGACACGGACUUAGUGCCCAGUGACAUUGCGGCUGGCCUCGCCCUCCUCCAUCAGCAGCAGGAUAGUCUCCGGGACCGCCAGGGGCCUGUGGAGGUGAUCAGCCACUCCCUGGAGGCUCCCCAGGAGGCCGAGCUGGAUGCCAAGCUGGAUGCCGAGCUGGACAACUGUCGCCACUACAUGCAGUUUGCGGCUGCUGCCUACGGCUGGCCCCUCUAUGUCUACCGGAACCCACUCACAGGGCUCUGCAGGGUCGGGGGUGACUGUUGCAGGGCCCAGGUCCCCGAGGAUGACCUGGUGGGCGGUGAGCAUCUACACUGCCACCUAGGCUCCAUCCUGCAGAGCACCGGACUGCACUACCGCGACUUCAUCCACAUUAGUUUCCACGACAAGGUGUAUGAGAUUCCAUUCUUGGUGGCGCUGGACCACAGGAAGGAAGCAGUGGUGGUGGCCGUGAGGGGGACCAUGUCAAUGCAGGACAUCCUGACAGACCUGUCAGCGGAGAGUGAGGCCCUGGAGCUCGAUUGUGGGGUACAAGACUGCUCAGCACACAAGGGCAUCUCCCAGGCCGCCAAGUACCUGCACCGCCGGCUGGUCAACGACGGGAUUCUGAGCCAAGCCUUCAGCAUUGCCCCAGAGUACAAGCUGGUUAUUGUGGGCCACAGCCUGGGUGCGGGUGCAGCAGCGCUCCUGACACUGUUUCUCCGGGGCACGUACCCACAAGUGAGGUGCUACGCCUUCUCCCCACCACGGGGGUUAUUCAGCAAAGCCCUGCACGAGCAUUCGCAGAGCUUCAUGGUGUCUCUCAUCCUGGGCAAGGAUGUCAUCCCCAGGCUCAGCAUCACCAACUUGGAGGACCUGAAGCAGAGGAUCCUUCGGGUCAUCGCCAACUGCAACAAGCCCAAGUACCAGAUCCUGCUGCAUGGCUGUUGGUACGAGCUGUUCGGAGGGACCCCAACCGACUUCCCCACCGAGCUGGAGGGCGGCCAGCAGUGUGACCUGACGAGGCCUCUCCUGGGAGAACAGAGCCUGCUAGUACAUGGCUCCCCCAGCUACAGUGGCUCUGGCGACUCCCUACUGGAGUCCCCCUCCAAGUACCCGCCCCUGUACCCCCCGGGCAGGAUUAUCCACCUGGAGGAGGAGGGUACACCCGCACGGUUGUGCUGCUCUGCUGCCCACUACAGUGCCCGGUGGGCCCAUGAGGCUGAGUUUAGCAAGAUCCUCAUCGGGCCCAAGAUGCUGACAGACCACAUGCCCGAUGUGCUGCUGCGAGCCCUGGACAGGGUCGUUUCCGACAGGGGGUCCUGUGUGUCCUGCCCUGCCCCUGAACACUCAGUCUGAAGUCAGCAGGCAA